AUGGAGAAGCUGGCGGCGGGGCUGUCGCGGCUCCGCUGGAGCCCCGCGGCGCUGCCCCUCGAUGUGAUCGUCAGCAAGUGCCGGCUGCCCACGCUCGUGUGCCUGGGGCAGGGCGAGUACGUGGAGGGGGUGAGCGCCCAGGACGUGCUGCUGAUCCACUCGUGCCGCCAGUGGACCACGGUGACGGCGCACAGCCUGGAGGAAGGGCACUACGUCAUCGGGCCCAAGAUCGACAUCCCCCUGCAGUACCCAGGUAAGUUCAAGCUGCUGGACCAGGACCGGGACAUCCGUGAGCCUGUGCAGUAUUUCAACAGCGUGGAGGAGGUGGCCAGCAUCUUCCCAGACCGUGUCUUCGUCAUGGAGGCCAUCACCUUCAGUGUGAAGGUGGUGUCAGGGGAGUUCAGUGAGGACAGCGAGGUGUACAACUUCACACUGCACGCGGGGGACGAGCUGACGCUGAUGGGCCAAGCGGAGAUCCUCUGCGCCAAGACGGUGAAGGAGAAGUCGCGCUUCAACACCAUCCUGCGGAAGCUAGGCAAGGCGGCGCCCGCGGCCGGGGGCAAGCAGGUGAAGGGCAAGAUGCCCUGCCUGAUCUGCAUGAACCACCGCACCAACGAGAGCCUCAGCCUGCCCUUCCAGUGCAAGGGGCGCUUCAGCACCCGCAGCCCGCUGGAGCUGCGCCUCCAGGAGGGCGAGCACACCAUCCGCAGCAUCAUCGAGAAGGUGCGGCUGCCCGUCAACGUGGCCGUGCCCAGCCGCCCCGCGCGCAACCCCUAUGACCUGCACGCCAUCCGCGAGGGCCACUGCUACAAGCUGGUCAGCAUCAUCUCCAAGACGGUGGUGCUGUGCUGCAUCCUCCGCAAGGACGAGCUGGUGCCCUUCCACUUCCUGCUGCUCACCGACAUGCCCCGCUUCCAGCUGCCCGAGGGGCUGCUCUGCGGGGACCCCCAGCUGGAGAAACUGGUGCGGGACAGUGCCGCGUACUGCCACGAGCGCUUCAACCCUGAUGAGUACUCCAAAGCCGUGCGGGAGGCCAAGCCUGACUUCUCGGAGGAGUGCGCCAGCCCCCGGCGCAUCCGGCUCUGCCUGCAGGGCUAUGCCCACGAGGAGCUCAGCCAGCCCUUGCAGCGUCUCUCUCUCUGCGUCUACCGUGGGGCGCUGGCCCACGUGCCUGAGGACGUGGCCGCCCGAUGCCCGGACCCGCUGGGUGUGGGUGGGAGCACCCAGCAUGAGCACCCGGUGCUGCCUGACUUCUCCGACCCCGACAGGGAGUACAUGACGCCCGACUGGGCCGAGCCCGAGUUCCGGACUCAGGAGCAGCUGGAGAUCCCCUACGAGGAGCUUUGGAGCAACCAGAGCUUGGAGAGCUUCUUGGAGCCCAGCAGCAACCCACUGGGGCUGGGCGGCACCAACAAGGGGCGUCAGGACCUCAUCUCCUUUGGGUCUGCGUCGCCGCUGGGCUCCCCACACCGCCCCGGCGCCCCCAGGGACGACCCCCUUGGGGACACCCCACCCCCCGUGCCACCGAAAUCAGAGGCGGUGAAGGAGGAGUGCCGGUCGCUGCACGCGCCGCCCGUGCCGCCCCGGGGCGGCCGCCCGCCGGCGCCCGGCAGCCCGCCGGCGCCCCUGCGCGUCCCCCGGCUCCCGCCGGCUCGCUCGCCCGGCCCCGGCCUCUCCUACUACUCCGCCGGGCUCCACCACGACGGGUCGGGCGCGCGGAGCGGCGCCGGCGCCGGCGGCGGCUCCCCCUCGCCCGACGCCUACUCGCUCUACUGCUACCCCUGCGCCUGGGGCGACUGCAAGGCCGGGGACCCCCCCGGGCGGCCGCCGCCCCCCGCCGCCCCCGCCGCCGCCCCCUGGGCCUACGGCGAGGCGGGCGCCAGCGGGGCCGGCGGCCGCUCGACGCCGCCGCCGGGGGCCGAGCCGCCGCCGAGGCCCGGCCGCGGCCGCCCCCGCCUCCAGCCCCCCCAGCCCCAGAAACGCUUCGCCCCCUUCGGGGCGCUGAACCCCUUCGCCGAGCGGCCGGGGAGCCUGGAGCGGCCCAGGGCGCCGCCGCCUUCCUCCUCCUCCUCCUCCUCCUGCUCCUCCUCCUCCUCGCUGGAGCCCCCGGCCCGCUCGGAGGGCCCGGAGGCGGAGGGGCGCGGGGGGCCGGCGCCGCCGCGGCCGCCCAAGGGCUUCGAGGGCGACACCGUCGUCCUGCGCGGCGCGGCCCCGCUCUCGCCCGCCGUCCUGCGCGGCGCCGAGGGCGGCGUCACCCGGGUCUACCUCGCGCAGGGCGUCAUCGAGGUGCCCCCCGCCGCGGCGGGGGUCCCGCCGCCCGCCGCCCCCCGGCCCAGCGGCGACGGCUCGCCCUGGCUGCCGCCCGCCGACCUCUCGGCCCUCUCGGUGGAGGAGGUCUCCAAGUGCCUGCGCUUCAUCGGCCUCUCCGAGGACGUCGUCAGCUUCUUCGCGCGGGAGCGCAUCGACGGCAGCAUCUUCGUGCAGCUCAGCGAGGAGAUCCUGGCCGACGACUUCCGCCUCACCAAGCUCCAGGUGAAGAAGAUCAUGCAGUUCAUCAAGGGCUGGCGGCCCAAGAUCUAG
Rhea pennata is the source of this 2580-nucleotide messenger RNA. It is a transcript of the gene GAREM2, whose product is annotated as GRB2 associated regulator of MAPK1 subtype 2. Lineage: Eukaryota; Metazoa; Chordata; Aves; Rheiformes; Rheidae. The transcript has 6 exons. The coding region runs from base 1 to 2580 and encodes 859 amino acids. The record is from RefSeq and is a predicted model, not a curated record.